AGUAAGGUUUGUGUACUCUUUCCGCUAAACAUUUUGUUGGUGUGUCUCUGUAUGAUGGCUAUUCUUUAUUAUUUUCAGUAAGUAACACCGUUUUACGAGGCCUUUAAACGAGCAAAAAAUGUUUUCAAUUUAUUAACGAGUGAAAUGAACGCUGCACAUCGAGUGUCCUUCGUCUCUACGUAUUGUUAUUACUCUCGUAAAGUUACCGCUGAUAAUAUUUUGCUGCAGAUGUGAAAUGAAGCAGAGCGUGUGCAAUUUUUCAAUUUAAACGCAUUUAAAGAAUCAACUUCAAAAUGGGCAUUCAGGAUUUGCAAACAUUUUUGGAAAGUCCUUCCUUGGAUGGCGGUUAUGUUUCCGUGGACUUAUUAAAAAUUGCGAGGAACGUUACACAACGCCAGCAACCGCAGUAUGCAAGUCGUAAAAUUAGACCGAUUGGAAAUAAGUUAAAGCUGAUUAUGGAUGCUGAGUGUUGUUUGGACAGGCUGUAUGGAGGUUAUUUUUCGGACUGGGCGUGUGGUGGUCAAUGGAAUAGGAUGGUACAAUUUUUAUCUCUGCUGAUGCAGGCGAUUGAGCGUGGAAAUAUUGAACUUGCAUUGGUAUUUAACGGUACGGCAGUUCCCGAACGGAUGUCAGAGUGGGUUGCGGAACAAGCGUAUGUUAGGCAGAAAGUUGGAUUAGUUUUAAAACACAUAAAUACAAAGGGUACACCUCCACCCAAAGUUUGGUGGACACCUCCGACUUGCAUUAGGACUGCUUUGCGAAUGGCAUUGAGGCAUUUAAAUACGACUGUGAUGUGCACAAUGGAUGAUCAUCAUCAAGAGGUAAUCGCGUACUGUAGAGAGUAUGGGUUCCACGGACUGUUAGGAGAUGAUGCCGAGUAUGCUGUUUUUGAUCCACCCCGCUAUUUCUCCUCGGAAAAUAUUAAACUCACAUAUAAGGGAUCACUGGAGACCAAAGAAUACAUGCUUAAAGAAUUGACUAAAACCUUACAACUUAGCAGUGAGCAAAUUUGUGUUGUCGCCGCGUUAAUGGGAAACUUUAUUUUACCUGAAAGUCACCUUCAAGAUAUUUACAGAAAAAUUGUCCUUAUUUCCACUGGGAAGUUAACGGGCGACACUGCGGUGAAAGCAAUAGCUGAGUUCGUGCGAUCUCUUCCCCCACCUUCAGAUAUGGAAGAUUUAGUUUCACAAUUGUUUGAUAGCGGCGAUAAACGCGCAGAUCUGUUUAAACAGUCUGUACAGUAUUAUUUAAACGGAACUGCGAAUGGGUUUUUGAAGUACUGCAGUGGGUCUUCCGGUAAAAAAGACUUCAAGAAGAAGAACCUACAAAACAAUAACAACAUAAAUUGUGCAACCAAUGCUAGGGUGGACGAUGCCGAACUUGACACAUCGGGUUUCGCAUCAGAAACAACAGAGCAAGAGCAAGAGAGCUUGCAAAAUUAUAAAUUGGCAACUGCAAAUGCUGUGAUCUCUUCGGACAUUGUUAUAGGUUUAAGUGAAAUAGAUAUUUCUGCCAAAGAUGAUUCUUCGCCGUCAUCAGACAGUUCACGAUUAAAUGGACAUAGUGAUUACGGCAGUGGGGAGGCGACAAAUCACGUAGCCAGUCCCAGUACCAGUUCCACUACCCCUAGAGUUAAUUUAUUUGUAAGCUCGAGUAGUUCAAACGCGAGCAGUGUUCCAGAAUCUCCUAAACAUUCAUUAUCCCCACAAACAAAUUUAUCAAAUGUAGUAAAAUUGUCUGUCUCAUCUGAUGUAUUAAGAACUGCUUCUCUUCGACACCAAAAAGGUCUUAUGGCGCCGAUGAUUUUGCAUCUAUUAAGCUUGCAAGAAGUCCGCCUGCCUUGCGUUAUGGAGGAUGAGCAUUGUCGCGAGUUUCCUCCAAUCCAUGAAAUCUUCCGGCUGAUUCGGCAACGAGUUUACGCGGUUCUUUUCAAUCUACAUCAUAUACGUUUUGUUCACUCGAAGAAAAUAGAGAAAGGAGAAGUGCCAGAAAAUGAUCCACCUCCGGAUAUAAUUCUGAAAGAGUGGGUGUACAGUCGUGCAAAUCCUUACCAAACUCCAGUAUUGGUUAAAGCGGAUCCAUUACCAUGGGCGGUGCCAACUCUUCACAGGUUAUGGUUUGGACCGGGAGUAGAUGACAAAAGGCGUAGGAUGAGGGCGCUCUUGUCGUGUCUGAAUUCUGAUACACCCCUCAUUCUGAAUACGUCGUAUGUACCGCAACAUAUGCUGGUUAUGGCUUGCGUUUUGAGAUAUAUUAUGUCACAGUCUAAGCCAAUUCUGAGACGGCAGGAAUUAGACGCAUUUUUAUGCCAGGCUUACAGUCCCGAUCUUAUGAACGCGCAGUAUCUACAGGAAUUGACAUUAACUAUGGUUACAAGCAGAGGUGUACAAUUGGCAGCUAUGUUUAUGGAGGGAGUCGAAAUGGCUCUGGUAGCUAAUGAUGCAUGUGGCGCUCCACUACCGUGGCUGAUGUGUUGCCCUUGGUUAUACUUUGAUGGGAAAUUAUUCCAUCAUACAUUAUCGAGGUCUGUUCAUGUGAAGAAUUUGUUGGAAUUGUGUGAAAACCACAUAGAUCGCGUGGUGAAAGUGGAACGUAUGCGAAAAGCGAUCCUGGAAGGAUUGGAUUUCCAAUUUGCCAAACCACCACUGCCACCCCUUACAGGUCUAGUUCGUCAAGGGUUACCUCCACCAUGUAACCUGCCUACACUUCCCUUACCUUCGACGAGGGGCGCCGCUGGACUUCGACAAAAUCCCCUUCCGGCUCGUGGUGGUCAGUUACAAAUUGCGGGUGUUGUUGUAGGUUCCUGGGGGGCCAAUUAUGGUUACAUGAGGCAACAACCGCAGUUAAUAGGUGGCCGCGGUCGGUACAUGCCUCCUCAUCAAAGAGGUCAACAGCGUAAACCGGGCCCUCCCACAUAUCCUGUACAUAAAAAGGGACCAAACAAGAAAAAGAACUUUCCUGCCAAACAAAAGCAACAACCUGUCAGUCGCGGUAGAGGAUUAAUCUUGAAAACAGAUAACGGUGACAUGCUGGCUAGUGAGGUAUUAAAAGAUCAGUUGACACCAUCCGAUGAUGUACUGUAUGAAGAUUGUAAGGAACCCGAACAUUUGGGCCAAGGUGACGGUUUACUACUUCACAUGGAUCCGUCAUACUAGGUCGCUUACCAAAUGUGUUUCGUGUACAUGUGAUUAAUUUGUUUAGUUGAUUUACAUUUUAUGUGUUGACUUUUUUUAAUUGAUAUUUGUUUAAAGAAGAUACUGUUUUCAAUUAUUGUGCGCGAGGUGUUUUACUUAGACGUAACAAAGAAGGAAUUGACUGAAAGUAUUUUAUUGUCGUUUUAAUGUCGAUAAAAAGACAAGGUUUUACUACUUCGGUAAGUUGUCAACGAUUUUUAUAUUAGCAGUGUGCUGGUAACAUAUUCAUACGGAAAGAAAAACUAGAUGUAAGUUGUGUCGGGUUGCUGUUAAAACUCUGCUGGCACUGCCUCGCUGUGUUCCAGAUAAACCUGUACAUGUCGACUGAUUGUUUGAGAACAAAUGUAUAUUUUUCUAUGUUUGUUACAACUGUUAUAUAAAAUAUAUUGACUGAGAAGAGAGAGCAUGCGCCUGUAUUGGCUGUGAUCGUAAUUAUGGUAUUUAUACACUAGAUCUGUUGGUCAGCUUGGUUGAAUAGAAAAUUUACGUUUACGAAUCUUUACGAAUGUUUCUUUUUGUAUUGUAUAUUAUUUAUCGAUAGUUGUAGUUUUUUUAUCUUAAAGAUGUAAAUGGUAACUUUUAUAUUCUAUCAAGAGUGUUGGAAUUUUGAUGUUGGUUUGCUCUAUUUAUGAUAAAAACAGUUCAUAAUUCAACAAGAAUUGUUACAAACGUAAUUUAUCCAAAGUUAAAAAUUCAUCAUCUUAACAAUUUGAAAUGCAAUCAAUGCCCAAUCUCUUAACCAAACUGCAUUUUGCUACACAAAUUAAACGAUUUUUGAUAUGAGUACGUGCCCUGCUUUAUGGAUUAUCAUCGUUCCUAUAAUGCAUAAAAAAUCAAUUUUAAAAGUGCGCAGGGUGUUGGUGAGAGUUUACGAAAUUCUUGCCGAUACUAGUUGUGUUUCCAUUUCUUGCUCAAUUGCUCAUUGGAGAUCAAUAUAGCAAAAACAUUUCAACUAUACACAAUAAGAAGUCUUUAAAGAAAUGUUACGAUGUAAAUCUAAAAUUUACAUUUCAUUCACAAUUUUUGCACCUUGAAUUUGCUUAUUUGCCAAAACAAGGUAAUUUUUUUCUAGUAGAGGUUCACAAGUAUAUUCAUGUAUUUGAUUCUAGUCUGCUUCGGACUAUGAACGGAAAUAUUUGAACGAGAUAAGUUCAAACAGAAUUUUUUGUCAGUUGUAGAUUAUUGUGCGCUAGCAAGGUCAAUUUUUACUAUUUUCUUUCGUAUUAGUUUAUACCUCAAUUUAGGUUUUUUAAAAUUGUAGAUGCUUUUUGCAAUUGUCUUAGAAUUUACAAUGCCAAUUGUAUGUGAAAUAAUAUGCAGUCUAAAAAUAGUUUUACGCCAUAAAAGUCUGUGUAAUUUUUAUUUUUAGGCUGUUUUAGAAACUAUUUUUGAAUUUAUAUUUAGAUUUUUUGUUUUAUUGUGCUUAUUAAGUUAAAAGUUUCAUGUUGUAUGUAACUUUAUAUUUGCAUUUUUGGAAUAAUUCUGUGAGCACCUUUAGAUAGACUAUGUACGAUUGGUAAACUCACUUAUUUUUUAAAUGUAAUAGUAACGAAAAUUUCAAUUUGAGAAACCGUUUAAUAUAAAUGUUGGCGUUCACAGAAAUUUGUCUGCCUAUUACAGUUUUUCUGAAGGAAAUAUCUUCAGUACCAAUGUUUAUCCAUUUAUAAAGUUAAAAUAUACCUAUCUGUUAUUAACAUAGUAACUUCAAAUAUAUAAUUAUGUGUAUAUUGGCUCUUGUGGGUGAAAGGGCAUCCAUGAGUACAUUAAAAAUAUAAAACUAUGUAUUUUUAGAGUAGUAAAGUGAUUUUUUGUUAACGCAGGGCAAUAUUCCCUUCUUAAUUUGUUGUUGCGAUUAAAACAUUUCUUUUUUAAAUGACGAAUAUUGCCUAUGUGGUUUAUGUAAAAUCGCUACAUUUAAGUCCGUUUUUUGCUUCUCAUGUUAAGAAACAUUAAAAACAGAACAGUUCAACAGUUUAUAGGGGCGUUUUAAUUGAAUUUGUAUUGUCAAAAUUAAGUAGUGAAGGAUGGCACACUGUGCAUGGAGAGAGAGAUCGAUAUGUUUGGUAUAAAUUUUUGAACCAA
Molecule: messenger RNA, 5276 nt
Organism: Photinus pyralis (common eastern firefly)
Lineage: Eukaryota; Metazoa; Arthropoda; Insecta; Coleoptera; Lampyridae
Product: constitutive coactivator of PPAR-gamma-like protein 1
Exons: 15
Coding region: 294-3155 (953 amino acids)
Cellular component (GO): nucleus
Source: RefSeq, a predicted model, not a curated record